CCCGCGCGGAUUGCUUUUCUACUUGCCUCAUCAUGCUGCCAGUUGCUGCGUCCAAAAAAGGCUCCUCCCCUUUAGUCCCACAGGCUGUUGCUCAAACCAAACCCGGCAUUGCCAAGAAAUCAAGGGCUCUAGAGUCCAUUAAUAGUCGCUUAGCCCUUGUUAUGAAAAGUGGAAAGUCUGCUAUCGGUCUCCGUCAAACCCUCAGGCUUCUGCGCAAAGGUGCUGCCAAAUUGAUCAUAAUAGCCAAUAAUGCGCCGCCAUUACGAAAAGCUGAAAUCGACUAUUAUGCAAUGCUUUCUAAAACUGGCGUUCAUCUCUACAACGGCACCAACCAGGAUCUCGGCACCGCAUGUGGUAAGUACUUCCGCGUCAGCGUUCUUGCGAUUGAAGACCCGGGUGAUUCAGACAUUAUAAGGACUGUUCCAGCUGAUACACAAUAA
Protopolystoma xenopodis is the source of this 440-nucleotide messenger RNA. NCBI's taxonomy places the organism in Eukaryota, Metazoa, Platyhelminthes, Monogenea, Polystomatidea, Polystomatidae. The record is from the annotation of a GenBank genome assembly.